UCCAGGGCUUUGAAGGUGUGAUUAAAACAGCCGUGCUCCUUCCAUUCCAGUCAAGGGACCAGGAAGAAGCAUCCUGAUAGUGAGAGUCCCGACUUCACAGGGCUGGGACUGUGUCUUCAUUCACUGAGUUUGGUUAACUGGGCAGCCCUGCUUCCAGAUGCUGUUUGUUUUAGUUGUGUGUUCGUGUGUUCUCCUUUACUGUUUUAGUUUUUAAUAUAAAUAUAACUGUCUACACAGCUGAAGGAUGGCUUUUGUCCGAAACAUCCUGAAAUUUUAUUUUUUUUAAAAAAAUUAUUUAAAAUAAUAAUUUAAUUUAUUCCAUGUUGGUCUUACUAGAGAAGUAAUUAAAUUCUUUUUUUGAUUCUUGGCACUGCUGAUGGGAGCCUUAUUUCUGAAUUCCCAAAUCAACUAGCAUUGAUAUACAUUGCUGUGAAUAGGGCCUGCUCCUCUUUAAUAGUGAGCUGGGGACUGCACUGAGGGGGCCUGACAGCCAGGUGGCGCUGUAUUCCCUUGUUAAUAGAUCAGAAAUGGCCCUUCCUGUGUCGGUCCUGCUCGGGUAUUGGUCAGUAGAGAGUGGAUGAAACAGUCACAAAUACUGUGUGCAGGUGGUGUGUGAGCUCAGAACAGAUGAGAAGCCCCAAUAUUAACCAGAAUCAAAGUGAAUAUAGUAUAUAUAACAAACUAAGCACCAGGGCAGCAGUGUGGAGUAGUGGUUAGGGCUCUGGAUUCUUGACCGGAGGGUCGUGGGUUCAAUCCCAGGUGGGGGACACUGCUGCUGUAUCCUUGAGCAAGGUACUUUACCUAGAUUGCUCCAGUAAAAACCCAACUGUAUAAAUGGGUAAUUGUAUGUAAAAAUAAUGUGAUAUCUUGUAACAAUUGUAAGUCGCCCUGGAGAAGGGCGUCUGCUAAGAAAUAAAUAAAAAAUAACUGGGAAUUAGUAACCAAUUACCAUGAAACAGGUCAUGAAAACCAGUAUACACCAGUGCUGGGCAUUGCUGGGGUUUCCCUAAGGAAGCUCAUUUGAAUUGCAUUCACAACAGCAGGUAUUGUACGGCAAUCAUUAUCCUUGACCUCUCUGUUCAGCUGAUCCGAUUGAAUGAAGGACUUGAACACGAACACACCGAGUAAUUUGGGGAUGGAUAUUAAAGGGGCUGGAUCUAUCUCUGUGUAUCACAAACACACACACACACAGCGUUGAGCUGGUACGCCUUUUAUUUCGGUGUUGUCUCUUGACAGGCAGCGCUUUACCAAUCCGUUACAAGCAGGUCUGUCAAUCGGCUAUUGAGGUAAUCCUGCAAGCACACCCUGUCCUUUCAGCUUUCUUGACAGUUCAGCAUACACAUGUCGAUGGAGAAGCAGGCUGUGGAGCGAGCCAGGACGGCCUUCCUCACCAGGAGGUCGCGACCCCUGGAGUUCAGAGCUCAGCAGCUGAAGGCUCUUCAGAGGAUGCUGAAGGAGAGAGAGGGAGAGAUCUGCAUGGCGAUCAAACACGACCUCAACAAGAGCCAGUUUGACAGCGCCCUGUUUGAGCUGGUGGGUCUGGAGAGUGAGAUCCAGCUGGCUCUGGAGAAGCUCCCGGAGUGGGCAGCCCCUCGCCCCGCAGAGAAGACCUUGCUCACCCUGCUGGACGAGGUUUACGUCCAGCCAGAGCCCCUGGGGGUGGUCCUGAUCAUUGGAGCCUGGAACUACCCCUUCGCCCUGGUCAUCCAGCCCCUCAUAGGGGCCAUCGCAGCCGGUAAUGCAGCCGUGAUCAAGCCCUCAGAAGUGAGCAAGCAUACAGCCAGGCUGCUAGAGGAGCUGCUCCCUCAGUAUAUAGACCGGGACCUGUACCCCGUGGUGAACGGAGGGGUCCCCGAGACCCAGGAGCUCCUGCGGCAGCGCUUCGAUCACAUCUUCUACACGGGGAACUGCGUCGUGGGCAAGCUGGUGAUGGAGGCUGCCUCGCGCCACCUCACCCCCGUCACCCUGGAGCUGGGCGGGAAGAGCCCCUGCUACAUCGACAAGGACUGUGACCUCUCCAUCGUCUGCCGCCGGAUCACGUGGGGUAAGUUUGUAAACUGCGGGCAGACGUGCAUCGCUCCAGACUACGUUCUGUGUGACCAGAGCAUCCAGGGCAGGUUGGUGGAGGGGAUCCGACACACACUGCUGGAAUUCUACGGCGAUGAUCUCAAGACGUCUCCGGAUUACGGGCGCAUGAUCAACCAGCGACACUUCAAGAGAGUGACGGCUCUGCUGGAGGGGGAGACGGUGGCUCUGGGCGGGGAGAGCGAUGAGGCCGACCUCUUCAUCGCCCCCACAGUGCUGACGGAUGUGCCCCCCCACUCCAGGCUGAUGCAAGAGGAGAUCUUCGGCCCCGUCCUUCCCCUGGUGAGCGUGGGGAGCGUCGACGAGGCCAUUCGCUUCAUCAACCAGAGAGAGAAGCCCCUGGCUCUGUACGUCUUCUCAUACGACAGCAAGCUGAUAAAGCGGAUGAUCGCUGAGACGUCCAGUGGAGGGGUGGUUGCGAACGACAUGCUGCUGCAUUACAGCAUCAGCUCUCUGCCCUUCGGGGGUGUGGGUAAAAGUGGAAUAGGCAGCUACCAUGGGAAGCACAGCUUUGAGAGGCUGAGUCACCAGCGCGCCUGCCUGAUCCGGUCUCUGACCCUGGAGGGGAUGAACAAGGCCCGCUACCCUCCCCAGGAGGCCAGCAAGCUGCGCGUGGCCAAGUACUUCAUGCAGAAGCGGCUGUGGACGGGGGGGCUGUGCUGGGUCACGCUGGCAGUGCUGGCUGCCCUGCUGGCACUCACUUUACUCAUCGCCCUGCUGGCUCUCAUCCUCAAGGGCUCCGAGCAGUAACAGGAAUCCUCACCUUUUAGUGCUCGUCAUUAUUAGGGCUAAAGGAACUUCCCCUUAAUGAUGGUGCAUUGCGUUUUCUAAACAUGAACAGAAGUAAUGAAUGUUAAUAAUAAUCUCAAUUGUUAAUGCAGAUACAUUUUUAUUUGAUUUUACUUUUUUUUUCAAGCAUGUUAAACAGGACUUCAUUUAAGAGGCAGAUGAGCUGUGGUGUGUUAUAUAUUAGUGAUAUUAGCACAUACUGUACCUGUGUGUAAAAAUAAAUGUUUUUUUUUGUUUUUUUUUAAACCCAAUAAAAAUCUUUGA
Messenger RNA from Acipenser ruthenus (sterlet), 3138 nucleotides. Its product is annotated as aldehyde dehydrogenase family 3 member A2-like. Lineage: Eukaryota; Metazoa; Chordata; Actinopteri; Acipenseriformes; Acipenseridae. Bases 1342 to 2835 code for a protein of 497 amino acids. The transcript is spliced from 12 exons. Gene Ontology annotation, cellular component: cytoplasm. The record is from RefSeq and is a predicted model, not a curated record. Gene Ontology annotation, biological process: aldehyde metabolic process. Gene Ontology annotation, molecular function: aldehyde dehydrogenase (NAD+) activity.